CUGGCUUACAGAAUCUCAGCCGAGCAUGUGUCAUUUCGAUGGAUGAGCCCGACUCAUCCAGUCUGAGAGAAGCAAUCCAGUGGAGGGGACAACCGAGGGAGAACCCAGGCGGAUCCUUUGAUGUCCUGGUGGCCUACGACUCGGACAUACAGCUGCCGGAGUCGGUGAGCGACCGGACCAACAGGAGCGAGGAGACUUUGAGAGAGCUUGCUGGACUCUCUGAAAUCAGUUUGCCUGCAGACACCUCAAGACAGGAUUACCAAGAGGUAUCCGUCGUAGAGAGUGGCGAAGUUGGUAACAUUCGGGAAGUGCCAGUGAGAGACGUCGACAGUGAUAUUGGCGUCGGAGGAAACGCUCCUCUAAGUAGAGUACAAGUUCCUCUUGAAACUCAGCACCAGUUUGACCUGUUCUCAUCAGCUUCUGUUCCAUCGUCGCCUGAUACGUUGACUUCCCCUGUGCGACCGACAGCUCCACUGCGCCUGAACUCGUCCGACCCUCUCGUCCAGGGGGACAGAAACUCCGCCCGGUAUCUGCGGAUACUCGUGCCGCAGCAGGACACUGGUUCCCAACCGCUCUUUUCCUCAGGUUUUGAUCACACCAACCCCGUCUACAGCAGGAACACAUCCCACAACUUUAGCGAGGGUGAAUAUUUUGAUAGUCUGCCCAGCACCGCGGAGAAUCUACUCCUUGAAAGCCCCUCGGAUUCCCCGGCCCACUUCAGCCAACUCCGCCUGACCCUGAACAGUGUCGAAUCCGACGGAGAGACCUUCCUCUCUCUGGAUGACAGUACCAGUGAGCCACAGCCACAACCUUGCCUAAACAGCGGCUUACACGUACACAAACCACCAUCCAGACAGCACAGCCGUCAGCCAAAAGUCCCCAAUUGGCAGAGCAAAGCACCCGAGAAGGCACAACAUUUGGAAAGUGGUUUAGAGAAGGAACUGCGAAGAUUGGUGGUGGAGAUCUAUUCUGAGAAGGCCACAGAGUUUGUUCCUAUCGCUGGGUUGCUGUCAGGCAGCCGUCCUUCAAAAAGUAGCACAAGUCAAGAUAAGCCAUCUGACACCAUGGGAGACAGUCACCCAACUUUCGUUCACUACCAAGAUGGAGUGCCACCAUUAGAGGCCAUGGUUUCUGGAACACCAGCCGAUAUUCCUCAUAUGGAAAUGGAGGGUGAUAUACAUGUAAAUGAAAGUAAGUCAGGUGUCCCUGGAGGUGAGCACCAGCAGCCAAGUGGAGUCACGUUGACCUCCUUGUCCAGCCUCUCAUCCACGGCCGAUGCCUUGGCCUUACAACGCUCUGUUAUUGGUUCGAGCCCAACGAAGCCAGCAUCGAUGGAAGAAAUAGCAGCAGCAAUUGCCGUAGCUGAGAAGCAGUACCGUCAGAGACUGCAGCACUACAAGCAGCAGCAACAGCAGCCACCCAACCAGGGUCCUGAACAACUUCCCAAUGGCAGUCCGGCCUUUAACACGGACAACCUGGAUGAAAUGCCAACCCGCCUUCCAGCAACCCCACCAAGACAGGCAUCGGACACUGAGGACAGCCUGAACCAAACAGAUCCUAACAUUGGACCCACCACCGCCUCCUCGCCAGGAGCACCUACAAAAACAAAAUCCUUACCAGCUACUGCAAGGGUGCGUCCUGGCUCCCUUGUCGCACAGAACACAGGACUUGCCAUCAGCAGUGCUGUGGGGGCGAGAUUCGGGCUGCCGCCCUCCCUCAAUGAUCACAGCCCUGCCCCUGUUGAGACAGGCAACAAGGAGCGCGUACUGUUCCGCAGCCCUGUACAAGCCAUCACGACCUCCCGAGGUGGGAGAAUGGUAGCCGUUCACAAACCCAAUCACCAGAACGUGGACACCAAGGCAUCAAGGGGUACCCCCAAGAAGGUUGACAACCAAGUCUAUGCCUCCCCAGCUGAGAUAAAGACAUCCAUAGCUUCUAAGAGUGGUGAACCAUUACUAGACGCGAAGCCAAACAAGCUUGCGCAGAGCUUUGUGGCUGUAACGGCGGCCGAGGAUCACUUUCAGGUCCAGGAGGUAGGCAUAGAACCAAACUCAGAGGUCAUUGUUACGAGAGACCCUCAGAGCCUUGGAAAGAGACACCUCAGUGGUGACGACAAUCAAACCGCCGGAGCACACACACAGCUGGAAAAUGCUCAUCAAGCUCCUGAAAUUGGAUCAGUUCGAGUAAGCGAGGAAGACAAACCUAAACAGUCCUUUUUAGGAUCUUUCUUCCAUUGGGGUAAGAAGCAGGAAGCAGAACCCCAAUCCCAAUAUGACUCUAGCCUUUCGGGUGUCUCACCUUCCAGCCCUGAAUCCUCAGGCACUGCAGCGUUGCAGAACAAUGCUGCGGAUCGCGGUAAAUCUCCAUAUGCAGGCAUUGGGCAGCAGGCAGCUGCAGAAAGCCACGACUCUGGGAUAGACUUAGUGCCGGCUGGAAGCAAUGCUGGAGAGGUCUUUCAUGCCGAGUUCGAACCAGUUCAUGCCUCCACACCUGUCAAGUACAGACGUGGAAGUAAUGAAUCUGUUCCACGACAAGAGGUCACAACACCAGAUGCUCCUAAUAACCGCUUAAUGAACUCUCAGCCUAAAGAAGUGGAUUCUGAUGAUGAGACGGACUCUAGGAUUCGAGCAUCACUUCCAAGACCAUUGAGAGAGACUUCCAGCCAGCAUCACCCUAUUAUCCCUAGGGAUAGUUCCCAGAGACCCAGUAAGCCUUUAGUCACCAGAUCCAAUCAUGUGGGAAACAGCCUACCCGUGACCAAUGUCCGGCGGAGAGACUUACACAAAAUGCCCAUGACAUCACUUACGUCAGUUUAUGGGUCUUUGAAAACUACAAGUCCUCAGUAUGGUGUCACACCGGUUGAUCCAGCGGAUCUAGAUAGUGUGUUACGUGAGAAGGCUAACCUGGAGGGGCGGCUGGAGACACUGGCAGCAGAGACAGAAUCAGCUCUGCAGCAAAGAGCUGAGAUGCAGACCCAGGUUGCCUCGCUCCAGGCUCAGCUCAAGGCACAUGCCUCUGCUGCCGACACAGCCCAACAGCAGCUGUCUGCAAUGAGCAAUGACAUGGUUACUGCCCAACAAAAUCAGGCCCAGCUGGAGCAAGCCCUGGCAACACUGCAGACAAGCUUAGAGAACAAAGAGGAAGAUUUGGACUCCUUACAGAGGGAGCUGGAAGCCUCGGAAGCUACCAGUCAGAGGCUGAAUGGCAAGAUGGAAGAGGUCAAAGAAGCCAUGGAAACAAAGGAAGUCACCAUCGCUGCAUUGAAAGCCAAGAUUGCUGCCGUGCAAAAGGAGGCUGAAAAGGCCCAUCAAGAACGGACACAUCAUUUGGCUGAACUCAAGACACUGCAAGGAGACGUGGAAUCACUGACUAGUGCCAAGGAAUGGUUUCAAGAACAGUUGCAGACAGCUCAAGAAACGCGUAAUAAGCUCCAGAAGGAGCUCACUGAGACGCAGAUUCAGACCAAGAAGCAAGGGGCAGCCGUGGAGACCCUCAAAGCUGAGAAGGCACAGCUCCAGCACCAACUAUCUGAGACGCAGCAGCAGGCACUCAAGGAGAAAGAGCUGAUUGCCAAGCACCUGGAGACCAUUGAGGCAGACUUCCUGGCUCGCGAGGCUGCCUUCCAAGACCUCCAAAAGGAGAAAGUGGCUGUUCAGGAAGCCGUUGCCUCCAGAAUGGACCAAAUGAAUGAAGAGAGGACCAAACUUUCUAACUUGAUCGCAAACUGCGUUGAGCUGGAAAGACAGUUGGAUAGGACUCAAAAGGAGUUGGCAGAUAAACAAGCCGAUGUUCAUAAUCUUGAUGCUGAAAAGAAAGAAUUGGUCAAGAGACUUGCUCUGGUGCAGGAGUCACUCCUUUCUCGAGAUAAGGAGUUAGAGGCGCUUCAAGAAAAGUGUAUUGACGCUGAGGCAAAAGUGCAUGAACUCCAAAGCAAUGCAUUGGAACAACAGGAGUCUUUGCAGAACCACCGGGCUGAGAAGGCUGCCCUGGAAGCUGCCCUGGCAAAAGCCAACCAGGAGAAGAGGGCCUUCGACGAGGCCCUCCAAAACCUGAGGCAAGACAUGGGAAAGGUGGAGAACGGUUUCAAACAGAUGAAGCAGGAUUUGAGCCAGAAGGAUGCUCAGAUGGAGUCCUCACUGCGGGACAAGGAGGAGCUCCAAAUGUACCUGAGAGAUGCUGAGGAGCAGCUGAAGUACAAUCAGCAGAGCAUGGACAACUACCAGGAAGACAUGAGCAGCAAGGAGGACGUUCUUGCGGAGCUGAGCAGAGUCAAGAAAGCCUUGGAAGACGAAGUUGCAUUGCUGAGUCAGCACCUGGAAUCCUCCAAGAAGGCCAACCAGAAGUCCCAAGCUGUCAGGGCUGGCCUCCAGGAGGAGCUCUCUGAGAGCCGGGAUGAGCUGAAAGAGCUGGAGACCCAACUGGAGUCAGCGAUGACGGAGAAUGCCCACCUGGAGGGUCAGCUGGAGAUGAUGGCCGAUGAGCAGCAGCGCUUCUCCAACCUCCUCGACGAGAACGCCAAGCUAAAACAAAAGCUGGCCGAGACGCAGAGUUUGUCUCACAGGGAGCUGGCCGAUGAACGGGCGAAGGCAUUGCGUCUUGGAUCCGACCUGGCUGCCACCCAGAAGGAGUUGAAGGAGAAGCAGCGCGUCUAUGAGUCUGCUGCAAGUGCCUUGACCAAGAAGCUGAAGGAAGCCAUGGAUGCCAAAGAAGUUGCUGAGGCAGACCUCCAAUCACUACGUCGGGAUGAAGCAGCCAGCAACUUAGAGUUGCAAAAUAGACUUGCCAGUCAGCUGGAAGCUGCCAAAAAAGAUCUUUCAGCUGCGCUGCGAGAAAGAGAUGACCUGAUGAGGCAGCUUGAAGGGCUGAAACAACACAUGGAGGAGGAAACGGCAGCAUACAAAGAGAAGGUGGCAGAGCUGGAAAACCAACUUCAGGCUCUGAAGGCUUUGUGUGAGCAACAACAGAGAAACGACGAUGCCAAUCGCAGGAUGGCUCUUGACCUUGAAAGGGAAAGAGGAAGGCUGGCAGGUGUCCAGCAGAGUCACUCAGCCCUGAAGCAGCACGCCAACCUCCUGGAGGCAGCCCUGGGUCGCCGGGAGACAACGCUGGCUGAGAUGGCUGCCCAGAUGACCUCCAACAGCCAGGAGAAUGCGGCCGAGGUGGACCGACUCAAGGCCAAGCUGCGGGAGGAAAGCCAGGCACUCAAGAGAGAGAAGGGAGCCGGUAAAGAUCUUCAAAAGCAGGUUGCAUCAGGGAGGGCAGAGAUUGGUAGACUACAGCGCGACAUCCAGGACCAAGGGGCAGUACUGGAAGAAACAAGAACACUACAAGACAAACAGGCUGAGGAGCUACAGGCAGUCCAGCAAGAACUGAAUCGGAGCAUCCAGUCGGAGGAGGAACUAAAGGCUGAGACGGAUGAGGUCAGAGGUCAGCUGGAGGAGGCCAAAGGUCAACUAGGGCAAUUGAAGCGACAACUCCUAGAGAAACACUCUAGGGAUCCUGUAGUAGCCGAGCAAAUCAAGGCCUUGGAAUGGGAGAGUGAGCAGCGAGGGCGUGAAGCGCAAGCCUUGAAGGAGCAGCUGGAGCUGGCCGAGCACCGACAGAAGAUAGAGAUGGACAACGCCCAGGCUACCAUGCAGAUGGGACGAAAGGAGCUGGAGGCGUUGAAGGCGGAGCUUGCCGCCACACGGAAGGAGAAGUUUGCUUACCAAGGAAAGCUGAGUCAGUUCAAGUCAGCUCUCAAGGCCACGCUGCAACAAAACAAGCUUCUGAAGGCCAAGUUGAGAUCCCGACAGAAGGACAAGAGUGCCACGCCCAACCCCAAGACGGCCUCCGGGCUGGCUGCCAGCGGCGACGUUACCAUGGUACCGGAUGACAUCAUGGUGCCGGAGAUCAGCGUGGACGUCGAGGCGUUGCUGAGUAGUGACGACAAGGACGGGAUCACCGCGGCCAGCAACAAACCCCUCUCUGCGUUACGAGGCUGCCUCCAGUCGGUGAAAGAUCAGAUGGGCGGUCUACAACAACAGAUGGAUGAACACACCUCCGCAGUCAACAACUCCUCCAAAGCAUGGAAGGAUGUGGAGUCCAAAGUUCGCGACCUGCGCAAGUCCUGCAUGACCCCAAUAGACGAGUCGUCGACCCCGCCCGCCGGCACCUCAAGACGUUCCUCACCAGCCACGCCCUCGACCACACCCUCGACCACACCUGCGACCACACCCAGAAUGACACAAGCCACGCCCACAAACAACUCAUCUCGGACAACUCCGGCCUCAAUGACCUUCUCCAGCUUGCCCAAUGUCUAUGACAUUUAACCUUUGAACUCUGACAUUAUGUGAAUCGACUACCGCCAGUAAGUUUUAUUUUUAUAUUUUUUAAU
Messenger RNA from Patiria miniata (bat star), 6376 nucleotides. It is a transcript of the gene golga3, whose product is annotated as golgin subfamily A member 3-like. The transcript is spliced from 15 exons. The record is from RefSeq and is a predicted model, not a curated record. Lineage: Eukaryota; Metazoa; Echinodermata; Asteroidea; Valvatida; Asterinidae. The coding region runs from base 39 to 6311 and encodes 2090 amino acids.